This is a messenger RNA of Paramuricea clavata, 7365 nucleotides long. NCBI's taxonomy places the organism in Eukaryota, Metazoa, Cnidaria, Anthozoa, Malacalcyonacea, Plexauridae. The record is from the annotation of a GenBank genome assembly.
AUUUAGUCUCGUAUCGGUGCUUGCCUAGUACCUGGCGCCAUAUUUGCAGCCGUUCCCAGUACAGCACAGAGUUUCUCUGAAACAUGGCCACGAAGGAAAAAGAAUCUUUCAGCAUUAUCUACAGCUUUGGGAAGUAUUGGCAAUCUAGCUCAAGCAGUUGUCGUGGCAGAAGGCUCGAGAGAAGACAUUAAUGAAAACGCUGGUACUUCAAACGAAGCACUGGACGAUUGUGAGGAUUAUGAAUCCGAUGGACAUUAUGCAGUAGUGGAUGAAACUAUACUUCGUAGACGGAAGAGUCAAAGUGGCGACAAUGAUAACAGUACGAAUGUGGCAAGAACGCCCCCAGUGGAAGCAAUAUACUCGAAGGUCAACAAGAAACGAAAACCACAGGUACAUAUGAGGACAUUAGCAGCAGACGAUUGGUUUGUUUGGCGUACAACACUGGAAAAUUUUUUUGAAAAUCCAUAGAAGCUCAUAGAAUGGAAUUUGUAUGGACCUUCAUUGGAAAUAGAAUGGAUUUUGGUUAUCCAUAAUAAUUAAUAUUUCCAUACUAUGGCUAUAGUAUUGAAAUAGUAUGGAUUUGUAUGGAUUUGUAUGGAUAUGUAGUGGUGCAAUUGCAAGUAUGCAAUUGCAGUGCAGUAUGGAUUUCACUGUUUUUUUCCAGUGCAAACUGUUCUUGUCCAGUGAGCUCAUAUAUAUCUGGAGUAAGAACUUCCGUCAUUCGGCCCAUGAGAAAAGUGAAGCCAAGGUGUCAGUCAUUGACGUCCAAUAGCUCAGUUUUUAUACCAUUUUCCCAGCUAAGUCCAGUUUUUUCUAACGGACAGUAUCGCAGAUCCGAAAAUUGUCUUAAGGCAGACCUGAAAGAUAAAAAAGUGUCAUUCUGUGGAACUGAGAGGGGGGAGAAUGUUACAUAUAGGUUAAUGCACCGUGGUAGAGAAAUCCUUUUUAACGGCAAUCAGUUUUAGUCUGGGUAAGAUCACAUUGUACGCAUUAUUUCUCGUGUUUCACUCAUCGUUCAUAGUUCGGAAAUACUUAUUAAAAGGUUUACAUGACAGUUGAUUCAAAAGUUUUUCCGCUGUUACUAUAAUUUUCUGCACUAAACUAUUACUAUUAAUUUUUUAUGUAGUAUAUAUUCAUGUCAUUCACAUCGACAUUCCUUGCAUAAUAUUACCUUUGUCUGAACUUGCCUUGCAAAACCUUGAUUUACAGUAAACUUUAUUUUUGCAUCUAGGAAGAAGAAAAUCACUCCAGUAGCACUUCCGGCAGUGAGGAUGACAUAACAAGUGUUAGUGGUAUGGGUUCCGAAGAUGAAGACUCAAGCACAGCUGUUAAUCAAUCUGAUUCAAAAACGUAUCCUAAGAAACGAAACAGUAAAAAAAGGAGUGCCAAAGAUAAGUCAAAGAAGUAAGGAUCUAACAAAAUAUAAUUAGCCCGUAACGAAAAAAAUCUCUUGAACGACAAAAGUCCCGCCGAAGUUGAGGACAAAUUACAAACCAAAUUUCUGAAUUCGGGCGAAAACACCACAUUUGUGUUUAUUUCCUAAUGUAUAAAAAUGUGUAUAAUUAUUUGUUUUAGUUUUGCUUCUUAUUUUUUGUUUGUUUUUCUUUCGUUUCGUUUUAUUUUUGGAUGCUUUUUUUUAGUCAUCUUUCAUUCAAAUAUUUAACAAUUAUUCACUGAAGUGGGGGGUGAGUAAGUGCAAGGAUGUUCACCGAGACGCGAAGCGUUGAGAUGAAUAUCCUUGCACUGUUCACUGACACUGAUGUGCAUAUAAUUGUUUUAGCGUAUAUCACAACAACAAAAAAUGACCAAAAAACAAAGAAAAUAUUUUUAAAACAAUAUGUAUUGCAGCUUUCGCGAAUAUCAGUUGCAAUUUGUAAACAAAGCAGUAUUUACACGUGUUUGUUAAUUUUAUCAUUUUUAUUCAUUAGAAAAUAAUAAUGGACCGGCAGUCCUUGAAUAGUGCAAGGAUAUCCGGAACUGAUCAACCAAUCAAAUUGCUUGAAAAGCUCUAUACACCUCCGACGCAUAUGCUAACAUAUUUUAGGACUUCAGUCAAUCCUUCACUUUCGUUUCGAACAUCGAGAACGUCGACAGUGUCAUUUUAUUAUUAAUUAAAUCCGCGAAACCGAAUGAAAAAACCCUCCCAAACGUGUGCAACAAGAGUUUACGUAAAACAAGGUUCAGAUUACGGGCAUACCGGAACCAAUUGAAUUUUAAAGUUCUGGCCGGAAGCGGAACCGGAACCGGCCGGAACUGGGAAAAAGUUCCGGCCGGAACUGAUUUAUUAAGCCCUAUAUAAUCAUAUGUUACUUUGUCUGCUGCCGGACAGGCAGACACUUCAGGUCAUCUAGGAGAGAGCUCGCAAAUAUUAGAAUAAAAAGAUUGACAAACGUUAAACGUCAUAAUGAAGUGUUAAUAGUGUACAUUUUCCUUGUGUAGUCCGAAUUUCGUCCUACUUUGAACAUUUGUUAGACACAAAAACGUUUGAUAUUCUACCUCUCUGAAAACGAGAGAGUUCCGGUUCUAGCCUUGCAUUUUUUAUUAGUUCCGGCCGGAACCGGAACUCUAAAAAUUCCGGGUUUCGGCCGGAACUAAUCGGCCGGAACCGAGUUCCGGUGCACCCCUAGUUCAGAUAUCUACCGAUUACAACCUUGCAAUUAAGUGUCUAUCCCUCGUAAAAAGUAAAAUUUGAUUCCCUCAAAAGUAACUACUAAUAGGUUCAUUACCGUUCAUUAACCAGGUAUUCACCAAGAAAUAUUCCAGAGGAGGUGAAAGAAGAACCUGUCACUAAGACUGAUAUAAAUGACAAUAUGAUAAUGGCUAGUGCUGACUUUACUGAUGAUAUUAUGGAAGAACAAUACCCCGCAGACCUUGAAACCAAUUUGCCAAAUGAGUUUCUUCAGUCAAAUGAAGAUACACACGAUAGCACAACUCACAGCAUUGUCCACCCAACCCAAAGAAACUUUAACAAUCCUUCCCAGUUUGAGCGAGAACAAUUUAACGAAACUAAUCUAGAUAACUACAGUGAAGGGAGGUCACCAUCACUAUAUUCAAAAAGGGAUGAAAUACCCUUGGGUGCCUCCGCUUCUGAUCUUGCAAGUCAUUUGCCAGAUGUACCGCCAAUUGGUGAACGAAAAACGCCGAUCGGUAAAGGUAUAAGCACAGAAAGUAUUCAUUCGUAUAAAGAGAAAUGGCAUACGCUUGCUCAAUCGGCGACGAAUCGGGAAUUGAUAACAGAAUCUCACGACCAGGAAGGACAAAAACAAAAACACAGCAAAAAGCAGAGUAAACAAAAACAUGUCGAAGAAGAACAACAAUUAGUACAACAACAGCAGCAGCAAAAACAGCAACAUUUACCUGCCCAACAACGGCAAAAACGCCAGAAACAGUUUUCCCAGAGUGCACAGUUAGUACGACAACAAGUCGAAGUUGCUAACAAACUACGUGCAUUGUCAGUUCAAGGAUCCUAUGCGUUUGGAAAUGCAGAUUUAAGAGAUGGUAAUAUCUCAAGAGAAAAUACAUUUGUUUCCGAGACCCCUGCUGAUUCUCAAGGAAAUAGACAGGUACAGUAUUUUAUUGGCCUACUUUAACAUACGGAAUGCAUCAUUGCGUAGAAUAGAUGAUCGAUGUAAGAAGUUAGUAAUGUUUUAAAGCUGUUUAUAGAAACUAGUCACUAUCCAAUCCCAUUACAACUGACAUGUUGCAGCUGGGUUUUUUCCACUUUUUAUUUAUCCAGGAAAAUCAGAGGAUAACACCAUCAGAAACUGACAAUCCUGAAGUAAAAAGUAAGGAUGGUAGAAUAACGAAUCACGUAAUCUCUGAUGCGCAUAGCAGACAUUCAGAAAGAUAUGAAGAAAAUAAAGGACCAAAGAAGCGAAGUAGGAAGAGUAAUAGAAAGGUAAUACACGCUUGAAAAUACGUUACCUUGGUUAUAGAGUCUCCGAUUUGUCAUAUCUUGUUUAGUUCUCGAAAUAUUUAGACCGAAAUUAAUGAGUGUCUGCCAUCUUGGACUAAUUCUUGACCUCAUUAACUAUGGUUUUGAUAAUGUCAGGAGUUGGGUUAACCAUAUAAAACAAGUACAAAUGACCGAGUAACAAUCCAAACUUGUUUCAAAUGUUUUUAAUCAUUUCUAAAUUUCAGACAGCAACCAGAAACGAAGUUUUGGACCCAUAUUGAUCGCUUACUCUCAAGAUAAAAAUUAGCAUGACCCCUCUCUUGACGUAAGAUGCGUGUCCUCAAUAAUCCAAGAUGGCGAACAACUCGCUUUUUUUAUUCGAAAUAUGUUGAUAACUAAGCAAGAUAUAAACAAUCUAUAAUGGGGUUUAUAAUAGUUUUAAGAGUUCUUUCAUAUGAACUAAACUAAUUUUUAAUUGCCAAUGUCCUUUAAAUUUCGAAUGUCAGUCUUGAUUUGAAGUCAACCUGUUUAAAAAAAGUUUCGUAAUUCUUCCUCCCACUACAGCGGAGGGUUUCAAUGAAACUCGCAAAGACUGUACACACGGGCGAGGAUACUAAUUCCGCUUGGCUAUUUACACCGGGAAAGCUAGGAAAGGAAAUGCAUCAGGAAACCUUAAAGUUCAUCAAUAAUCGCGGGCGCGUCACUAUGUUUCGUGGGUGCACGGACUGGCUACCAUGGCCGCACAGAGAAAAUUGGAUCCUGGGGCAAAUGGGCUCUUUUCCAGAUUUUAGGACAAUUAGCAAGAUCAUCACCUUCGGUUCUGAAUGGUCAUAUAACAUUUUCAAUGCGUAUUUUGUGCUUAAAUAGUUCUGCGAGGUCCGGGGCAUUUUUCCCCGAGGAACGUUUGAAAUCUAGAGUCCCUAGAAUAGCAAUUCCUCCAUUAUGGGAGAGUAUUUAACUGUGGUUUCUCUGCAUAUUUUACUUAUCCUUGUUCGCUUGGCCAAUUGCCCUUAUUGCCCCUCCCCCCUCUGGGUGGCCCUGCAUGGCACCUCCCACUGAUCUCAAAAGUAUGGCGAAUUUCAGGAAUGGAUCUGUGAAAUGAAUGGCAUUUUUAGGUGUUAUUUGUGGAAUCACUAAUGACAAUAUAAUGAUUUUUGGUUUGCAUUAUUGCAUGAUCGAAUGUAUUCUGGUUCUCUUUAAUUGCACGCCUACUUUACAGUUCUGUGUAGCAAUUAGCAAGAAGCAACUUCUACUUUCCCAUCAUGAUUUUUAUUUACCCCAGGCAAACGCUAAGUUACGUCGCUAGGAGUCAAAGGAAAGGCCAUAAUUAUAAGAAACGUUAACUUAUAUUUUCAUUUUCAAAUUGUAAUUAAUACUCUUCUUUUCUUCCUUGUUUAUAUACGAAGGAAAAUAUACAUAGGGUACUGCAAGCAUUUAUUUCCUAAUUCACGUAGUUUCAUCUUUUGUAGAACGAGAUCCCUGCGUCUGUCCAAGAUAACCAAGGCGUUGAUAACUCACAGACGUCAACAUUACAACAAAUGUCAACGACAAUGGCGAAAGAAGCGUGUCGCAAACUUUAUCUUCAAGUUAAAACUCUUGAUCGAGAAAAGUCAGCUUUGGAAACUCUCAGUCAAUCUUUAAAUGAAGAAAAUACAACUUUGAAGAAAUUAAACGAAUCGCUUACGAAAAAUGUCGAUACGUCGAGCUCCGGUAUGUUAAGGAAUGACUUAGGCUACUUGCCAAAACACUAUUUGAGCGAACUCGUGCAGGUGCUUAUUUUUUGCCGAUGUUACGUAUAAAGGAUGUUACGUAUAAGGAACGGGAGAGAUUAACUGAUAAACGGAACAAUGGUAUAUCCUGUUUACUGAUCUGAUGAUAAAACUGGAAUGAACUUUGAAUAAAACUUGGGAUUGAAAUUUAAAUAAAACUUGAAGAGUUUUGUAGAUGAAAUUCUCGAGUGUGUAUUCGUAUUCGUGAACAAGUUAAAAUAAAUUAUAAUUGAACUUAAAGUUUUUGUAAAUUAGCAUGAUUUUGUAACAUAUAUAGAAACUCCUUCACGCUCAUGAUUUCUUUUGUGUUUUCAUCAUUAAUUACUGUAUUAACGAGUUUCACAAGUCGAGAUAGUGUAUUAAAUUAAUCUCCUGAUCAAUGGUUCUGCUGCUAGCAGUCAAAUUGAUGUACAUUUCUUUCUUUCACAGGUACUUCAAUUGGUCUGUUACAAAUACAGAUUGAAGAGCUAAGACAGGAAAAUAGCUUUUUGAAAGAUUCUGGUAAGCUUUAAUUAUAAGCUUAUAUGUAAAACCCGCAAACACCGGGUUUUAUACAGAUAAAAACUGCUGAAUAUUUAUUCAUCAAUUCAAUCGGAUUCGGAGGAACGGAAUCGUUAUAACAUAAGAUAAUAAGAUAGUAGGCCCUAUACUAAAGUUUGAUAAUGUUCUAAUAAUAUUCUCUUCUGCUUCUUCGUAUGUUUCUUAUUUCUCAGUUGGUCGAAUCUUGUGUUGUUUGAGUUUCUGUAGUCUUUCACUCGGUCUACGACCACUAACUAGAAUUGGGCUGGGUAGCUCCUUUUAAUAUUAUGCUUACAGUCGAGGGAAACUUUGUACAUGUGACUGAAAGGUGGGAUGAUGUUGAACGAACCAAUCAGCGUUCAAGGGUGUACUGUUGAACCCUCGUCCCAGCUCUCUACAUCUGUUUAUUUAAGGCGUUGUCGCACUUUCAAGUCAGUUAUAUGCUUGCUUGCUCAUACAAUACUUAGAAAUGUUCAAAACUCAACUAAUUUAACAUUAUGUUGUAGGAAAACUUUCGAACUAUUAGCAUAUGAACUUAGUUUUACGAUUAAUGCUGAAUUACAAACAGAAAACGCCAGAGUAAUAUUUGGUGACGUAGGCUAUAACAAUACCGCGCACCAACAUACAACCUUUUUGUACACGUGCAAUAUUUCACAUGUGCCUAUAAGUAUCUUAUUAGUAUGACCUUGCAAGGGCGUCAAAUACCAGUGUGUGUGUGCGUGGGAAUGUUUAUAUCUCCUUCACAAACUGACACAUGUUUGUGAAAAAUGUUUUUGAUACAAUCUUAUACUAUCAGUUUCUGUUUGCAUUUAAUAACAACGCUUGUUGACUAUUUACUUAAUCUGGCUAUCUUGUCAAUACACACAUACAUGAGAACCCUAUAAUUUGACACAUAUAUGACUCGGGUGAUAUGAUCGAAUUACCCGAGUAAUAUGAUCGGAAUCGCCCGCUCCAUUUAAUAUAAUGACGUACGUAUAGUGAUUUUCUGAUGGCACCCUCACAUGGUACAGAUCUUCUGAUAGGAACAUGUAUAUAUAUAAAUUAUAUUGUAUCAUUGAUUUUAUCUUUAAAUCUUUAAAGCAUAUAUACUUUAAUAUUAGUUGUCUGUUCAUUUUACUAGUUCACAGGCUGAAUGUGGAACUUGGUCGCUAUCAAGCCAGAUAUCGAUCCUUUUCGCCUCAG